AUGUCGCAAAACCAAUCUUUUGCCAACGAAGCUGCAAACAUGAAUGGAGCUCCGAACCCAAAUAGGUCCGAUCCUCGAUUCCUGUACGGGUUGGGGGCCACUCGUCUGUCUCUGCCGGGAGCAUCGUCAAACCCGAAUGGAGGAGGAGUCUUCACAAUGCAGCGUCCUCCGACUCCCGAAGAAGUACAUGCCUACAACAUGUACCAUACUUUGACGAAGCCGGAGGCUCUCUUUAGAACCCUUGAUGCCAAGAAGGUAUUCGAUAUCACCACCUCCGAGUUGGCACGUCAAGCUCACUUGAAAAAUUUCAACAUGGGCGGCGACGUAUAUCUCUCAGCGAUGCACGAGUUGGUACAUUGUGACGACAAGCGAUUCGAAGUGGAAGAAUUGGCAUUUCGUCUCAAUAAAGUAGCCUCAAUCGAAACUGUAGCCCACAGUCGAGCGUUGGUGGAUGCCCGGCGGGCUGUGGAGGAUGCGCAACGUGCCUUGUCGGAAGGAUCUGCGAACUCGACUCGAGUCUUUGCUUUGACCCGAUCAUUGGAGGAUGCGCAACUGGACAUGGAUGACGUACAACGUGCCUUUGACGAAGCGAAGAGGAAGGAGAAGGUCGUUGACGACACAUUCUCUCUCAUUGAAGUCUACAACGAGCACUCACGUGCCGCGAUGAACGAAGCUCGAAACUAUUGUGCACGUCUUCCGAACCUCAACCAGCCCCUUCCAUGA
This is a messenger RNA of Seminavis robusta, 723 nucleotides long. NCBI's taxonomy places the organism in Eukaryota, Bacillariophyta, Bacillariophyceae, Naviculales, Naviculaceae. The record is from the annotation of a GenBank genome assembly.